CCUCCCCCUCUUCUUCCCUCGGUUCAAUUUUGCCUUCAAAUGUAAACCCAAACUUUGUCCCAGGGUUCAAGAGGAAAAAAACAGUCUCUUCCUCGACAAUGGCGAGCUUCCUCUCUCCAUCCUUCUCCCUCUACACGCCAAUCCCAUCCAGAACCCCAAAACUAGGGUUUCUCAAGUGCACCAAUCAAACCCUCUCAUUUCGUCCCAAAGCCCUCAGCCUCAAAAUCUCAUGCUCUCAUAGCCCAAAUUCUUCACUUCUAGCAUCCUUUUCCCAAAAAGCUUGCAUCUUGAUUGUUGGGUCUCUUCUUCUCAUGGGCAGAUUCAACCCCAAGCCAGCACUGGCUUUAUCUAAUGCUCCAAAAACUAGUUUUGAUGAGAAAUUGGAGGAAAGAAAGGAAACGCAGAAAGAGAAAGAGGGGGAUGAGGAGAUGUAUGCAAAGAUUUUGGAGAGGAACCCAACUGAUGUUGAGGCUUUGAAGGUGGUUUUGUAUGGGAGGAUGAGGAAGGGGAAAAUGGCUGAGGCUGUGAAGUUGGUUGAGAGAUUGAUUGAGUUAGAGCCUGAGGAGGUUGAGUGGAGAUUGUUGGAGGCCCUUUGCUGUGAGAUGAUGGGGGAUUUGGGGAAGGCGAAGAAGCUGUUUAGGGAGAUCUUGAAGGAGAGGCCUCUGUUGAUUAGAGCUCUGCAUGGAUUGGCACUGGCUAUGCAUAAAAAUCGUGAAGGCGCAGCUGUUUUUGAAAUGCUGAACAAAGCUUUGGAACUUGCACAUCGGGAGAAUAGAGUUACAGAAGAGCGAAAUAUAAAGCUUUUGAUUGCGCAAAUGCAUGUGGUCAAGGGUGACUUGGAAGAGGCAUUGAAGCUAUUUCAAGAUCUUGCAAACCAGAAUCCCAGAGAUUUUCGGCCAUUUCUUUGUCAGGGGAUCGUAUACAGCUUAUUAGACAAAAAGAAUGAGGCUGAUGAACAGUUUGAGAUCUACCGCAGCCUCAUUCCCGAAGAAUACCCACAAAGAGGCUUCAUCAACGAUGUUAUAUUGGCCGCGAAAACAGAGUCACGAGAGAAGCUUCAGAAAGAUUUUGAAGCUGAGUUCUCAUACAAGAAGUAAGAUCAUGGUGUUGGAAUGGAAAUCGUGUUAAGAGGAAUUAUCGCAUUGGUGAGGGUCAAGGGAGCUGUAAACUUAUCGCUGGUUUUGCACGAACGCCCAUGAGCUUUACAUACGGGGUUCCCCCUCAGCCUGCUUCGCUAAAAUGCGGCUGACUGACGGAAAUUAGUUCAAGUUGUCACGUGCUUCACAAGUAACAUGUUUUCUUGACAACUUCGUCUUCUUGUGUUUUUUUCACUUUCAGCGGGAGCUUUUUAGGUUAGAAUUGAUUAGAUACCAAUGAGGGUAAUUUAGAACUUUCAUACUUUAUGUUAAUGUUGUUUACGACGAUUUCAAAUAGCUCAGGAGGGUGUGUAUAACUUUGAAAGUUCACGAGGGCUUUCUGUUAGUUGCAAAGUUUAGAGAGGUUUUCUGCAAAACACCCCAAGUUCACGGAGA
Molecule: messenger RNA, 1532 nt
Organism: Asparagus officinalis (garden asparagus)
Lineage: Eukaryota; Viridiplantae; Streptophyta; Magnoliopsida; Asparagales; Asparagaceae
Product: protein SLOW GREEN 1, chloroplastic
Exons: 4
Coding region: 99-1097 (332 amino acids)
Molecular function (GO): protein binding
Source: RefSeq, a predicted model, not a curated record